UUCUCACCAGUAGAAGUUCUGUGGUUCUGUAUCUUCACCAACACUUGGAAAUCUCAGACUUGAAACUUUUUACCAAUGUGAUAGCUUAACCACCGGAAGCUCAAGAACAAUGAAUCCACUUCACUCUUCCUGUUGGAACACCUCUGCUGAACUUUUGAACAAAUCCUGGGAUAAAGAGUUUGCUUCUCAAAUGCUCGGAGUUGUGGAUACAGUCCUCCUGCCUUCCAUGAUCGGGAUAAUCUGCUCAAUGGGGCUGCUUGGCAACAUCCUCAUUGUAUUUACUAUAAUAAGGUCAAGGAAAAAAACUAUUCCUGACAUUUACAUCUGCAACCUGGCUGUGGCUGAUCUGGUCCACAUCAUUGGGAUGCCUUUUCUUAUUCACCAGUGGGCCCGGGGAGGAGAAUGGGUUUUUGGGGGGCCUCUCUGCACCAUCAUUACAUCCCUGGAUACCUGCAACCAGUUUGCCUGUAGUGCCAUCAUGACUGUAAUGAGUAUGGACAGGUACUUGGCUCUUGUCCAACCAUUUCGACUCACAAGUUGGAGAACGAGGUACAAGACCGUCCGCAUCAAUUUGGGCCUCUGGGCAGCUUCCUUUGUUCUGGCGCUGCCUGUCUGGGUCUACUCGAAGGUCAUCAAAUUUAAAGACGGCGUGGAGAGUUGUGCUUUUGAUUUAGCAGCCCCUGACGAUGUGCUCCGGUACACACUUUAUUUGACGAUAAUAACCUUUUUUGUCCCUUUGCCCUUGAUUUUGGUGUGCUAUAUUUUAAUUUUAUGCUAUACUUGGGAGGUGUAUCAACAGAAUAAGGAUGCCGGAUGUUACAAUCCCAGUGUCCCAAGGCAGCGAGUCCUGAAGCUGACAAAGAUGGUGCUGGUGCUGGUGGCAGUCUUCAUCCUGAGUGCGGCCCCUUACCAUGUCAUACAGCUGGUGAACUUGCAGGUGGAGCAGCCCACACUGGCUUUCCACGUGAGCUAUUACCUCGCCGUCUGCCUCAGCUACGCCAGCAGCAGCAUCAACCCUUUCCUCUACAUCCUGCUGAGUGGAAACUUCCGGAAACGGCUGCCUGGAGCGCAAAGGAGGGUGACUGAGAGGGAAACCCACAACAUGGAGAACACCUUGAAAUCCAGCUUUUAGGAGAAUACAUGGAUCACCAGUCACCUCGGCAGGCUUGUCUAAGUAACUGGGAUUACCAGAAAGGACAGGAGAAACCGUGGGUUUGUGAUAUACUUCUUGUGUGCUUGUGACUCUUACUAGCAUGGAACAGAAGGGUAACCACUCAAAUGCAUUGAGUGUAAUAUGCUGACU
Molecule: messenger RNA, 1303 nt
Organism: Miniopterus natalensis
Lineage: Eukaryota; Metazoa; Chordata; Mammalia; Chiroptera; Miniopteridae
Gene: MCHR2
Product: melanin concentrating hormone receptor 2
Biological process (GO): neuropeptide signaling pathway
Cellular component (GO): plasma membrane; neuron projection
Molecular function (GO): neuropeptide binding; G protein-coupled receptor activity
Source: RefSeq, a predicted model, not a curated record